Molecule: messenger RNA, 1912 nt
Organism: Trichoderma asperellum CBS 433.97
Lineage: Eukaryota; Fungi; Ascomycota; Sordariomycetes; Hypocreales; Hypocreaceae
Biological process (GO): regulation of transcription by RNA polymerase II
Molecular function (GO): DNA-binding transcription factor activity, RNA polymerase II-specific; zinc ion binding
Source: RefSeq, a predicted model, not a curated record
AAGGAAAGCCAUAUCUAGAUGACAACGGGAAGCUCUUCACAUGUCCCGGUGAACGCACUCAAUUAUUGACAACUUAUUGCAGUUGCCAUUCGUCUUUCUCCAUUUAUUACACUUCUGGGUUCUACUUGUAAAGCCCGAUUCGGGGUCGGCUUUUUUGCGGGGCAAAGGCCGGUGCGGUGCAAUUCAGCGGAUCUCCAUCGAGCUUGGCAGCACUGCGCGCUUUCACUAAGAGCGUCAUUGAGAGAGCAGAGCUUCACUGAGUGUUCCAUCACGUAUCGCAUCGUAUCCGCUGCAUUUUUUAUCUCUCAUUUCACUCGACAAAGUUGGCACGGUGGCCGGCCAAAUCUCUGGUGGGAGAGCCAACAAGCUGAACUCUAUCGUUCAACGCCUGUCCUGUCGAAUUGCUCCUCUCUUUGCUUUCUAAAAACAUCACGACCGAUAAGAAAAAGCGUAGUUACUUGGCGGACUAUAAUCACGCGAACAUGUUUGGCCAAUAUUCCCUAAACUCCAGCCCUACCGACAGCAACUACCGGGCACCGAAACUCAACCACAAGAAAUCGCGAUUCGGUUGCCAGCGAUGUCGCAUGCGUCGCGUAAAAUGUAACGAGGCAAAGCCAACAUGCCACCACUGUGAGCGCCAUAGAGCACAGUGUAUAUAUGAUCGACUUCCACUUCCACGGCAUGGAAAGAGCAGAGAAUCGUCUCCAGCAUCUUCAUCUCGGCCCCUGACCAGUGAAGCCAGAACUUCUGAGAGCGGCUCUGACAAACAGUCUCCUCUGUCAUCGGUGGACAUGGUGGACAUGGUGGAUGAAGACGCCCCGGAAUCAAAACAACGGCGACUUCUCGAGGCAAGAUUGAUGCAUCUAUAUCUCACUGAGACCGGUCCCUCCUUGCCUAUUGAUGACAUAACUCGUUCAGUCUUCGCCAACACGAUACCCAAGCUAGCCUUAGACUCAGAAGCCCUGUUAUAUUCCAUUUACGCUCUCGCAGCCAUCCAUUCGUGCAUAUGCAAAUUAGAUGACACUUUUGAUGGGCUCGAUGUUCAUAGGCGAUACUUGGCAAUCGCUGUUCACGAACAUACAAAGGAUAUCGCCGAGCUCAGCGAGUUGAAUUUCGAAAGCGUGUUCCUUACAACGCACUUAUUGCGCGCCUGUACGUUUGCCAUGCUGCGAUUCCGAAAUCGUUCGCCAUAUACUCCUCCUCUUGAGUGGAUAUUGACAACGGGGACGACGCAAGCCCUCUUCACUAAAGCCUGGGACAUCAUUGUGGCUCAUCCGGAAUCAAUCGCGGCGCGCAUGGUGACGAGCUCGCCAAUCAUAUACGAUGCUGAGGAAAGAUUCGGCGAGAGCCAACGACAAGGCCUAGAACAUAUCCUGGAGCGGGAUGCCGAAGACGAAGCGUAUGAGCCGUGGGAUGCAGAGAUCCAGGACGCGUAUGCGACGACACUCAGCUACCUCGGAGGGGUUCUGCAGUUGUUGAAUCCCAACAGUGACAGGUUCAACGUCAACGAUGCAAGGAGGAGAAUGGUCAUUUUCCCCAUGGCUGUGAAGAAGAAGUUUCUCGACCUUAUGCAGGAGGCUCGUCCGCGAGCUAUAGUGAUUAUGGCAUACUACUUUGCAAUUCUCGUCAUUGAGACGACGUGGUGGGUUGGCGACGUGGGGACGCUGGAGGUGCAGGCCAUUGCCGAGAGUCUGCCAGCCAAGUGGCUGAAGAUGGUAGAGUGGCCAUUGCGAGUGGUAGAAGCUGGAACCAUCAUGCCGCUAUAACGAGGCAUCUGAGUAUCAAAGAGGGCGGAGUGGAAUGUUUCUCUCAUCCAGCCAGCACAUGUUUAGAAUGAAAUCAUUAGUACACGGUAGCAGCAGCAGUAGUAAAAUUGAAUAGUAAUAGCGCAAAAUCUCCUGCUCAGAAUUAC